This is a messenger RNA of Macroventuria anomochaeta, 1180 nucleotides long. RefSeq lists its product as uncharacterized. Bases 328 to 1074 code for a protein of 248 amino acids. The record is from RefSeq and is a predicted model, not a curated record. The transcript has 2 exons. Lineage: Eukaryota; Fungi; Ascomycota; Dothideomycetes; Pleosporales; Didymellaceae.
CAACAAUGCGAUCUUCCAGGUCAUGGCAACAUUGGGUCAUGACAAGGCUUCACGUUCAAGUUGUCGCGACUUCAGUCAGAACACGUUCGAAUGUUUCUAGAUCUUUAGCUGUCGCGUCCGUGCGACAGCCCCCGUUUCAACGCGCUGCACGCUUUAGACGCUUCUUUGCUACGCCUCAAAAGUGAGCCUCCCUGCAUAGGAUUCGGUAAUCCCGAUUGCUCGUCGGCUUUUCCAACUCCUCUGUCAGCUAGCCACGCUGUUCGCCCCUUGCUCUUGAGCAUAAUACAACCCUCGUCCGCGGCUUGAAUCAACUCCGUCCGUAUCGCCAUGCUUAGCAAACUCACAACCCAAAUCGCACUGCGAAAGGCCGGACUGGGCGGGGUUAAGAUACCAGACCCGUUUGCUGCCAGUGAAUCGAAGAGCACAAAAGGUGCUCAGGACUCAGAAGGAGGUGGUCUGUCGAAUCCCUUUGCCAACGUCAAAUGGGGACCACCUAAAGCCUUCGCUUCUUGGACGACUCCACCUCCAACUCAGAAUUCAGUACAACCGGCGCCAAUUGCAGGUGACAGGGCACAGUCUGGUGUAAAGCUCCGGCUUCCUGCAGUCGACGGGAGGCCUUGUGUUGUAUUGUUCCUGAGAUACUGUGGCUGUCCUUUUACAGAGAAGCUCUUUCUUCACCUGCGAUCGUUAGCGAACCGACAUACCUCAAUACACUUCAUCGUCGUAUCACAUUGCACCCAGGCCGCCACCAACGAAUGGGUCAAGAAACUAGGUGGGCCGUGGAUGUUAGACAUCAUCGUAGAUGAGAGUCGGGAAUUAUAUGCCCUGUGGGGGCUAGGUAUUUCGAAUUGGGGCCAUCUACUCAAUCCGCGGAACGGGUACAACCAGUACAUGCUCGGCAAGAAGGAAGGCGUGUGGGGACAACAAGUUGGGGAAGGGGGUUGCAGAUGGCAGACUGGAGGCGCAUACGCCAUUGACGGGCGAGGCAUCGUCAAAUGGGCUUACCCCAUGAAGAGUGUGGAUGACCAAGUACCAAUCGAGGAAGGCAUCAAGGAGCUUGGCUUCAGUCGUUGAGAAGAUACCCAAUACCAAAGCACUUCGAUUGCAAGAUCGUGACAUAAGGGUAUUUGCAAGGUGAGUGUGAAAUAUGGACUUUGCUUAGGAUAAUCUUGAAAUCGUC